Xiphias gladius (swordfish) is the source of this 2481-nucleotide messenger RNA. RefSeq names its product SLAIN motif-containing protein 1-like. The coding region runs from base 125 to 2011 and encodes 628 amino acids. The record is from RefSeq and is a predicted model, not a curated record. NCBI's taxonomy places the organism in Eukaryota, Metazoa, Chordata, Actinopteri, Istiophoriformes, Xiphiidae. The transcript has 10 exons. Gene Ontology annotation, biological process: microtubule nucleation; positive regulation of microtubule polymerization; cytoplasmic microtubule organization. Gene Ontology annotation, cellular component: microtubule plus-end.
AUUACUAGCGCUGCCGAAUCCAGAAACCAGUCUGAGCGCGACCGGGGGAGCCCGGAGCUACCUGUCCGUCAUUUCGGAUCCAGACUGGAGGUGGGGCAGCGUUCUUUCCUGCAUUGUGGGUCCGAUGGAGGCAGCGGUACUGAACCCCGCCAUAAUGACGGAGGUGGACUGCAACAGCAACACCCUGAACGCCGAGCUGGAGGUGAAGAAGCUGCAGGAGCUGGUCCGGAAGCUGGAGCGGCAGAACGAGCAGCUGCGGACCCGGGCGAGCGGCCGCUCGGGCGGCCCGCCUGUGCCGCCUGCGUCCCCGGCGUGCGCACUCGGGAGCGCCGGCGGGUACCGCCUGCCCAGCCCGCUGCCCACCUUGCUGUGCCAGACGUCCUUGGGGUCAUUCGCGCUCCCGGAGGAGCCUUUCGACUAUCUCCGCCCGCACACCGCCGGGGAUGGCGCGGAGGAGGACGGAGCGGAGCCGUCGGUUCUGGACGAGCUGGAGCUUUUGGACCUGGAUUCUCUGUGCCGCUCGGAUGAGUCCGAUGAAACAUGGUUGUACGUGUCUUCAAAAGCCACAGAGUUUACAGGAAGCCCCCUCACACCUCUGCAGUGGUGCCGGCGGGCUCUGGACUGUCCCAGGUCAGAGGUGGAGGCCGCCAGGCUCUCGCUGUCCCUCCGACUGGAACAAGUCUCCAGGUGGCGUAGCUCCCUGUCCAGCCCCUCCCCGUCCUCCUCCUCCCCCGGCCCUCCCCUGAGUCAGCUCGCCGGACUGUCUCCCAUCGGCGUGCCGCCUUCAGCCAAGCCCUGUUCCACCCCCCAGUCGUCUGAGAGACACGCUCCGUCCCUCUCCUCCCCGCUCCACCCAGUCCUCCAUCGGACGCUGAGUCCCGUAGGGAGGGAGCUCUCCCCUGUAGCUGAGAGGACUCCCACGUUCCUCCCUCAUCCGGCCAGCCGAAGCCGCAGCCUCAGACGAUCAGCCCUCAGUCCCCAGUCAUCCAUGGACAGCGACCUCGGGGCCUCAGAGGCAGAAGAGGACUCCAUCACUCUGGGAUACAAGCUGCAAGACCUCACCGACGUCCAGGUUAUGGCCCGGCUGCAGGAGGAGAGUCUAAGGCAGGACUACGCCAGCACGUCGUCCAUCCUGGCCAACCGCCGCAGCCAGAGCUUCACCUUCCAGCUCAGCCAGCUCAGCGCCGGCCCCGACCUGGAGGAGGAAGACGAGGAGGACGACGAAGACUACGGCCUCCUGCCCCCGCCGCAGCCGCGCCUCACCCGCCUGCCGCACUCCCACACCUUCUCCAGCAUCCGAGACUGGCGAAGAAGCUCCACUUCCCUCUCCACCCCUCCUUCCACCCCUCCGUACCCUUCCGCCGGGUUCGCCUUUCAACCUCAGCCCCAAACCCAGCCACUGGGACUGGGACUGGGACUGGGACUGGGCAGCCUCUGCGCACCAGGAUCCGCCGAAUUUGAGAAUAAGCUGCGGAGGAGUAUGCCUAACCUUGUCAGAGCUCCCAGCAUGCCCAGUGUGCCCGCUCCAGCCAGUCUCAGUUCUUCCCCUUCUUUGCUUCGUAACAGCCAGAGUUUCGACUCGUCCAGCGGGCUGGCUCGCCUGCAGUCCUCCAUCCCCUCCCCGGGCCAGCUUCAAAACAGGGUCCAGAGCGUCGGAAACUUCUCCUCCUUGUCAAGGCCAACGCUGAAGGCCACAGCCUACGUCAGCCCCACCAUCAAGGGCUCGGCCUCCGCGCCGACCUCCACCGGCCUCCAGUCUCUGAACAGCGGCGGCGGGGUCGGCAGCGGAAUCCCGCUGCUCAGUAAACCGGCCGGCGGAGGGGGGGCGCCCGCCUCCGCCCCGAGCACCCCCCGCAGCGGCCUGCCUCGUCCCGCCUCCUUUGUGGGCACCGCGGGCUCCGUCCCCCGCAGCAAAGUGGCCCAACCAGCGCGAAGUUUACUGACGCCUCCAAAGAGCUUGUCCACCCUCAGUGCCCUUCGUGACGGCACCUGGAGAGACGGCUGCUACUGACGAACGGACGAGCCGGUGGCAGUGGCACCCCGCUGGCUGGGGUGACGCACUACACCUCGACAUGGUUUUUUUUUUUUUGUGCCGGACGCCGACGGGGUUUGACCAAAAAGUAACUGCUAAGACGACCUUAAAUCUGAGAUCCCGCAAAGAACAGUCAGACGUUAGAACAGCUUGAGGGUCUUCGCAAGAACUGAUCUCUGAUGCCAUCCCUUCGAUUCUAUGCAGAAUUCCUUUGGGGAAGGCGGGUUUUUUUUUUUUAAUUCUGGAUUUGACUGUAUAUGCGUGUCAGGUUUCAUUUCACUGACAGCUUCACACGCGUCGCCUGACCAGUUUGGUCCGUGCCAAGGAGGGGAGUUGUUCCCGGUUGCGCUCGUGCAAUAAAACCGCUGGCUGUGAGGUCCCAGUAAUACUAACCUGCUGAAGAGGGCUGCCAGUUUUUAUGAAAUGAGCCUCACAAUAGCGUAUUUAUU